GUCCCAUACGGCUCAGUAGCCGUUGACGGCUCUUUAGACGACGGAGCAAAUCCAACAUUAACCAUUUUCUUUUUCCCCCCUUUUCAUUUAUUUUUUUGGGAGUUAAAAAACAAAAGGAGCACAAGUAAGCCGAAUAUCUUCUUUAUCCGUACUCUGCCGCUGGUAUCAAAGUUAGAGCAAAGCCAGAGUGUGUUGGUUUAGAGUUUGCGGGAGGAUAACGUUGCUUUAGCUAGCUGGGUCACUUGCUGGGAAGAAGCUAUACGUGAUAGCAUAAGCUAACCUCACUCUGCGAUACAACCUCGAGACAAGUCGGGACAAGACCAGUCUCAGGGCUCACCAUACUCAAUGAGCGGACAGCGCAAUGUCAGAGCGCUCUGGGCAAACUGCAAAGGGGAAGGAAGGCAAAACCAAGUAUGCGUCUCUCAACCUGUUUGAUACAUACAGAGGAAAGAGCCUUGAAACACAAAAACCUGUUGUUCCCCCCCGCCAUGGCCUGCAGUCUCUUGGUAAAGUUGCCUCUGCGCGGCGUAUGCCACCCCCUGCCAACCUGCCCAGUCUGAAGGCAGAGAACAAAGGCAACGAUCCCAACGUCUCGCUCGUUCCCAAAGACGGCACAGGAUGGGCAAGCAAACAGGAACCAGCAGACCCAAAGAGUACCGAUGCAUUGUCAGCACCGCAGCCGGAGUCGCCGCAGCCUGUGGUUUCACAGACACCUGCACCGACCCGCCCGAGAACCCCGCAAGCUUCAGAGGUUCUGGCCCCACCUUCAACCCAGGCCGUAGGGGCAAGGUCCUGGGCACAAGCCAGUGUUACACAUGGAACACAAGGGGAUGGUGGAAAGGGAUCAAACCUACCGUCGCCAUUCUCUCGCGAGGAAUUUCCCACCCUGCAGGCGGCUGGCGACCCGGACAAAGCUGGCAGAGAACAGGGCACUGCAGAUCAGUGGUAUGGGCCCGGACCAAGCCUCCGCCCCCAGAACGUUACAAGUUGGCGGGAUGGUGGGGGCCGAGCUCUGGCACCCACCCUGUCUGGGGAGGGGGCAGCAGAGGGUGGCACUGGUGGAACUCUGGUGAUGGAUGGGGCAGCUGGGGUCCCUCCUCCAAACUCACAGAACCACGGGCCACCUAGGAACCCUCCUGCAGGCAGCCCCGCCCUGCCCCUGCCCCAGCCUCCUGUGGGGCCUGGGUUCCCCCCAUAUCGAGGGAUCAUGCCUCCCUUUAUGUAUCCUCCCUAUCUGCCCUUCCCGGGCCCCUAUGGGCCUCAGGGGCCCUACAGGUACCCGCCACCUGGUGAAGGGCCAGCUCCAAGGUUCUCUCGUCCUGAGAACAGGUCACAGGGCGGUCCACGGGAUGUAGGUGGAGAGGUGGUAAAGCGACCAUCAAUCUUAAAACAGGAUGACCUGAAGGAGCUAGAUGAGCUGGACCAUGACGGAGAUGAGGGCUGGGCAGGAGCUCAUGAGGAAAUCGAUUACUCCGCCAAGCUGAAGUUCAGCGAUGAUGAAGGAGAUGAAGAGGGAGAAGAGGAGAGAAACGAGAUCAAGAAUGAUUUACGUGAGCAGCAGAGGUCCCAGGAUGCCCCCACUGCAACCUCUCACUCUCGAGCCUCGGACAGCGGCGGAGAGACCCGCCGGACCCCUCCCUCUAAUGUUGACAAUGGCCCCCAGCCCCCCUCCAGCAAGCCAGGAUGGGCCGAGGAGGGAGGUAGUGGUUGGGGGGGCCAAGGAGCACCAUCAACCUACCAGGAUCGGCCCCACAACCAGGGUGCCUCUCUUGGCCCAGGGAAACCUGCCCCUGCCCAGCAUCAACCAGCAGCAGGACCCCCUAACCCUCUGACACAGCCAGGUCUGCUGGUCCAUGCAGCUCAGGGGGAUGAUGAGGAUGAGACGUGGCGUCAGCGCAGGAAGCAGUCAUCCUCUGAGAUUUCUGCUGCUGUGGAGCGAGCCCGUCGCCGGCGUGAAGAGGAAGAACGUAGGAUGGAGGAGGAGAGACGUGCAGCCUGUGCAGAAAAGCUGAAGAGGCUGGAUGAGAAGCAGCAACAGCAGCAGAGCAGCAACAUAGGGGGUGGUGGUGGAGGCAGCAGCAAAACCCCCAGCCUUGAUGGAAAUUCUACAGCUGCUACAGCAGGCAGUCCAAGCCCCUCAAUUUCAGCUUCCUCCCCUAAUAUCAGCCAGCCUCCUUCCCCCUGUGUGGACACUGAGGAGCCUCCAGUGCUAGUUGUCCAGUCAGGGCCUGGUCCUGGUGUUAGUGACCGUCAGCAAGCCAGCAGCAACAGCAGCUACGACUCCGGUGCAGAUGCCCCACAGUGUCCCCAGUUGGCUGCGUCACAGCCGCAGCAGCCCACUCUGGAUGUACCUUUACCAGGAGAGAGUAAAGAAGAGGCUGUUGGCACGCCUCACAUUCGUACAGCAAGUGGAAGUGAAAGAGGAGUCGACCAGGUAAAGGUCGAGAAUAUUGGAGGGGGAGCAGGUCGUCAAGCUGGUGGUCCUCCUGGCCAGGGCUACUCAAAGUAUCAGAAGUCUCUUCCACCUCGAUUUCAGAGGCAGCAGCAGGAACAACUCCUAAAGCAACAGCAGCAGUGGCAACAGCAACAGCAGCAACAUAGCCAGGCAUCACAAAGCCAGCUGUCCCCCCAGACCCAGGCUCCACAAGGUCCUUCACCAGGUUCAACUCCCCAGCCUGGACCUGGACCCAAACAGGGUGGACCCUUGUAUCAGCCUGGCAGUAUGGUUCGACCUCCACCCUUACCAAUGAAUUUUGACCCUCGCUGGAUGAUGAUGCCCUACAUGGAUCCUCGCAUGAUGCAGGGGCGCCCUCCACCCAUGGACUACUAUUCAGCUGGCAUGCAUCCUUCUGGCCUUAUUGGGCGUGAGCGGUCUGACUCCGGGGGAUCUGGUUCAGACCCCUUUGACAGGCAGCAACAACAUCCAGGGCAUCCUCAUCGUGGGACUCCACCUAUGGAUCCUAAGCUGGCCUGGGGGCCUGAGGUGUUCCCUGGAGGAGGGGAGAACCGUGGGCUAACUUCACCUCUGAGACAGAAACAGACAUCAGAGGAUGAUGAUGCAGCCAAAGGGCCCAGGAGUGACACCCCACCACACCGCAUGCGAGAGGGAGCGUUGGGACCCAUUCAGCAGCCCAGUACCACAUCUGGGACAUCCAAUCAAACCCCACCUCCUGUUGGCAACCAGGGAGGCAGCCAUCACCCUCAUCACUACAUCAGUGGACAGGGCAACUACAGUAAUUUCCCCGAUCAGGGUGUAAGGAUACCUCCUCACCAGCAGCAGAGGCCGGGUGAAAGGGGAAACCAGCCACAUGGGUUCCCUCACCAGGAUGAAGGGCCUGCCCGUGGAGCUCAGCAGGGCCAGAUAUGGGGAGCUCCACAUCCUCACUAUGAUCGUAAUGGUCGUGUGGAUCUCCCCCCUGUUGAGAGCAACUCUCACCUUCACCACACUCACAGCCACCACCCUCAUCAGCCUCACUUCCCUCUCCAUCCCCAUAAGCUAGAGAACAGGGUUAGUGAGGCCCCAGCUAAGAAGACUGACUCUUCUCCCCCUCUUCACCAACCUUCCCUUUCAUCCUCCUGCUCCUCCUCCUCUUCUUCCUCUUCUCCCAGGGAGGAUGGGAAUGUCAAAGUGGCACUGCACCAUCACGCAUCACAGAGAGAGAGCGAAGCUGGUAUUGGGGGGCACAGUCACGCUGAAAGAGGCAACAGUGGUAAUGCUGGAGGUGGUAGCCAUGUGAAACAAGAGAAGACAGGCCCGGCAUAUACUCCCCAUUCCUCCAACACCUCUAGCCCACCUCUGUCUCAACUUGGCAGCCACAGUCAACCUCCACAGCAGCAGCAUAUUCAUCCUAAAUCAAGCCAAAGAGGAGGGCGGGAGCACAAGACAGAGACCCAGUGGGGUCCACGGCCUGGCAGCAAUACUAGUGGGGGUUCCUCUCAUGGAAGAAGGGGUAAUAAUGCAGGAGGUGGAAACAACUCCCGUGGAGGAGAGGACUCCUCCAACACUCAGUUGGACCACAAACCCUCCAACCAAUCAGGAGGCAGCAAUGCCAACAAGAGGGCUGGGCCAAUUAAGAAGCCAGUGCUGAAAGAAAUGAAGAGAGAGGCAGUGGAAGCUGAUGGAGGAGAAAAAACAGGCCCAGGAUUUGGAAAAGAUAAAGAACAAGAUGUUGGACAGCCUGUCUCUCUGAAGCAGGAGGCCUCCUCCAACUCCCAGAACACAUCAGGUCCAUCUAAAGACGAGCCAGCCCAGACGGCCAAACCCAGAAAUGGUGGAAAAGAGCGAUCCUUGGGUGGUGGAGGGUCAGGUAGAGGCCCCAAAGAUGUAGACAAUACUUCAUCUGGAUUUUCAGGGUCCUCCUCCAGGAGGGACAGAGACCGUUCCUUUGAAAAGGGAGGCAGCACCUCCCACCACCAUGGCCCCCCCCAAGGCAGCAGAGUCAGCCGAGGAAGAGGUGGAGAAUUCUAUGGGCGUGGCCGCGGUUUCCGGGGCACCUAUACAGCCAGUGCUGGACCCACAGGUGGAAGUCGGGGCAGAAUGGGUGGCAGGAGUGGUAGAGACUACCGCUCAGUUGGUGGUGGCCACCAUCAGGAAUCCAAGGGCGAAGGAGCCAGUGGAAGGCAUGGUCAGGAUCGGUCACAGCAUAACCCAGCCAGGGCCAGAAAUCGUAGUGAAACCCGCAGUGAGGGCUCGGAGUAUGAAGAAAUCCCCAAGAGGAGGAGAGAGAGAGGCUCUGAGACGGGCAGUGAGAGUGGAGCAAGUGAUCUCGGUCACUCAGACAAAGAAGACAACCAGAAACCUAAUACCAAGAAUGGCUCUGAUAAUGCCAACACCACUAGCAGUGGAAACAUUUCAUCUGCUCCACCCAGAGGCUCCCAGGCCCGUGUCUUCACCCCCAGGGGUGUGCCCUCUAGGAGGGGCAGGGGUGGUGGAGGUGGAGGUGGAGGAGGAAACAUCUACAGGAGUACUGGCAAUAUGGGAGGACCAGCUGGGGGACACCGGGUUGGAGCUAAUUCAGGCUCUCACAGUGGGUCUUCCAAGUCUUCAGCUUCAGCCCGGAAACAGCAAGGUCCGCCACAGACCUCUGGGCCCAAAGACUUAGGUCGAGGAGGGAAUGCUGGUGAAAAGAAGGACAAGGUAGCUGAUGGAAGUCAAAGUCAGGGGACCAAUCCCCCUCAGCCAUCUUUGCCUGCUACAACAACCUCUGCUACUCUAGUUUCCAGUGAAAAUGGAGGAGUUGUAACCCAGCAAACUUCAGUAAACCCUGUGUCAAACUCUGGUGGGCCUAAUGCGCUCCCUCUUCCUGCUAACCGUGGGUUUGAGCGACCGCCUAGGCGUCGUCGUCACGGGCGAUCUCAGCACCAGCAGGACAAGCCACCCCGCUUCCGGAAACUGAAGGAGCGAGAGAACGCUGCUCGUAUCAACGGAGGAGUGGGGGUCAUUGGGGGAGGGAGACCCUCAUCUCCCGCCAUGAAUUCAGUUCAAGAUGGUAAUGGAGCCCCGGUCUCUGCUCCCAUAACAGGAAAUGUCCCGAAUGCUACCCACAACACCACACUAACAACCAACAAUAAUAGCAGUGGCGGGCAUCUCAGUAACGCAAACAGUCACCACCAUCACCACUACAACCAGGGCAGUGCGGGUCCUACCCAUCCCCAGCACCCCCACGGAGCAAAGUCUCCUGAUUUCACCAACCAGAACUCAGACCAGGCCAAUGAAGAGUGGGAGACUGCAUCUGAGAGCAGCGACUUCACAGAGUUCAGAGACAGGGAGGGAGGAGGAGGAGGGAAGUCAUAUGCUUCUCAUCAUCAUCACCACUUGGGAAGGGGAGGAGGGGGCAGCGGAGGUGGCGGUACCAUUGAGCGUGAGAUAAUGGGUAAAGAACCCUCUGCUAAUAAAAGAAGCUUCUCAAGCCAGCGUCCUGGGAUGGAGCGGCAGAACCGAAGGGUCAAUGCCGGAGGAGCUGGAGGUGGCGGAGGGGGAGGAAGAGGCCCACGCGGCCCACCAGGCGGUGGCCCUGGUGGACCUGGCAACGGAGGCGGCAACCGCGGGGAGAAACGUGGCAACUGGUCCUCACCGAAAAAUAGGAAGUGAUGGAAUAUACAACAUUUCAGUUUAACCCCACUCACAAUAAAUCCCACCCUGUUACACCUUAAUCCCUUAUGAUCGUAAUUUCACAGCUUAUCUGUUGGCAUUAGUGCUUUGUACAGUAAAUGGAGAUGGUAUUCACUUUAGCUACCCCUCCCUCCCCAGUCACCUCUUUCACCUUUGGGUCAUCCUCAUAUUUACCGUCCGUUAUUGUAAAUUUCUCCGUUUGUUUUGUCUAGCUCUCUGUUCAUUUGUGUACCUCCCUCUUUUUUUCCCUUUCUUUUUUUUUUUUUUUUUUUAUAAACUCUUCCUCACCACAUUUGAUUUGACAAGCAUGUGGUUGUGCAAUUGGUGGGGGAGGGUGGGGUGGGAGCGUACCUCUCAUUUUGACAGGAGACAUUCACACUGAGCUCCACACACACUCGCACAUACAAGCACAAAUAUGACAUCUUUUAAACCCACACAGAGCAUGUGAGGUCACGUGGGUGCAGAAUGAAAACAUGGGAUUAAAUUGGCAUAAAUAUUUGGAUUGGCCUAACUUUUAUAUGUAUGUGUAUGUAUAUUUCCACCACACUCUGGCCUCGUGUGGUAUUCUGUAUUGCAGUUUUGCAUUACUUCCUUUGCAAGGGAAAGAGUGCAGCCUCUUCUUUUAAUAAGAACAAUGUACCAUAAGAUGUUUUUUUCUGUUGUGUCUUUUGUUUGGACUCAUGUCAGCUCUGAGUCUCAGCCUCUGAGAAAUUUUAGGGGUGUGUGUGCGUGCACGCGUGUAUGUUCUUUUUUUUUUUUUUUUUCCUCUUGUCUACAAAGCAGGUCAUCAAAUUAAAUUUUUACAAAAAUUUCCAAAUUCCUCCUCUCACUGACUUUUUUUUUUGUUCUGAUUACUGUUGAGACCUGUUGGAGUGCUACUGCUCACCUACACCUGCAUUGAUUGGUCUUUAAUAUCAAUGUUUUUGCUGCUUGUUCAGAUAGACGGAAUUUUUUUAUGACCUGCUCUGACAUUUCAUUAGGUAUUGUCUUCUUUUUUUUUUUUUUUUUUUUUUAAAGAGGAGUUUUUUGGCCUCAUCGUAGCAUCUUCACCUGCAGAACUUCUGCACAUUGCAAAAAUCAAGUGUCCCCUUCAUGGACAGUAGUUUUAUGCUCCCUCUCUCUUGAGUUUUGUUUGCCCUUUGAAGACUGUAUUGAUAGUGUGAUGGCUUUAUUUUAACAACUAUUAUUUCCUCUGAGUGACUUCCAUUUUAAUGGAAACAUUUUUUUUCCCUCUUUACAGGGGAAAUGAGUUCAAUGAAAAUGUAGGUCAUGAUAGAAUAAAGAAAAUGUUUGACUCUCCUAAAACUGUUUAUGCUUCGAUAGAUGAUUGAAUAUGUUCUAAUAAGCACUCCUUGUAGUAUAACAAACAUCCAUGGUUGCUGUUUCUUUUCCUCUUUGUAUUAAUGUUUUUGGGCAAGUUAGACGUGAUAAAGCAGGAUGGGUACUCUGUCUGGGCCCAGAGUACACUGCUAGGCCGAGUGUUGUACCAUUACACCCCCUCUGCUGUUGUGUUCUAGCGGAGGCUCCUCACACCAAGAAGGACUCCUUGUCUGAGGUAUGAAGUCUUUUUCACAGGCAUGUUUACUCGGGAAAGCUGUUUUCAGUGCACGGCAGCAACCAGGAGCUCAAAUUAAAAUUCAGGACUUUAAGCUGAACAGGGGUGACCGAGCGUCUCCUCCUGCAGUUCGCCGCACGGUUUUCAAGAUUUUACUUGCAACAGUUAAUGCUGACCUGGAGUGAGGAAAUGUUGGAUUGAUGUAGGAUUACACACUCGCAAACAUAAGUUUAAGAGAGACAAAGACUGGAGACAACAGCGAAGGUGAACAAAAUUUUCUCAUCUUCAUCAAAUCUGUCACUGCUGUAAGUUGGGGUUUGUCUGUUUACUGACAACAGUGUGAAGGUCGUCUCUGGUGAGUAGGGCAUUUGAUGAUUUGUGUACGUGGGUGUGUGCGUGUGUGUAUGUGUGUGUGUGUUUUCCGGUGUCUGUGUAAUAACUCGGGAAGGGGUGGGGGACCAGAGGGUUAUAACAUGAAUGGCAAGCACUUUCUGCCUUGUUUGCCUGCGAGUGAUUUAACCAAUUAUUAUUAAGACAAUUCUGCUGUUUCUUAAAUACAUCCACAUAUAUACAUUCAGCUGUGUGUAUAUGUUCAUCCAGAUGAAGACCCCACAGUGGGAAACGUCACCAGUUUGUUUUCUUUUGUGUCAUUUAAGCAUACAUUCACCAGCAGGCAAGUGAAGUUGGACAUAUUUUCCCACUAUGACUUCUGAGUGUGAACACACCCGUGGGUGCAGCUUGCCUUGCCUGUUACUGGUUUAUUCAUUGGUAGCUGUACACUUUAACACUGGCUCAAAGAGUCCUUCAUCCCUCCUUAACUCUUAAUGUUGAUGUGCACAUUAUUGUAUGUACCCAUGUUAAAAACAAAAGUAGUGUAUUCCAGAAAAUAAAAUUACUCAAAAGAUUGUAUUAUGUUUCCAGCAUUACCGAGGUACCUGGAGUGGUUCAGAUCGUUUUUAGCAUUUAUGGUUUUAUUAAUGGAACCGUAAUAUACACACAUGUAUGUAUAUUGGUAUGUAUCUAAGUUUUGUCUACCCCAACUUACAUUCCCACAAACAAAUGUUGCCAUUUUUAGUUCAUGGGAGCAAUGUACAAGCAGAGAAGUGUCUUAUUAUAAUAAAGUUAUACAAAGAAGGCAAAGUUAAAUAAACUACUUUUGAUUUAUUGGAAAA
Archocentrus centrarchus (flier cichlid) is the source of this 8839-nucleotide messenger RNA. It is a transcript of the gene prrc2a, whose product is annotated as proline-rich coiled-coil 2A. NCBI's taxonomy places the organism in Eukaryota, Metazoa, Chordata, Actinopteri, Cichliformes, Cichlidae. The record is from RefSeq and is a predicted model, not a curated record. Gene Ontology annotation, biological process: cell differentiation.